Panicum hallii is the source of this 771-nucleotide messenger RNA. RefSeq lists its product as uncharacterized. Gene Ontology annotation, molecular function: RNA binding. Bases 113 to 562 code for a protein of 149 amino acids. The transcript is spliced from 5 exons. Lineage: Eukaryota; Viridiplantae; Streptophyta; Magnoliopsida; Poales; Poaceae. Gene Ontology annotation, cellular component: nucleus. The record is from RefSeq and is a predicted model, not a curated record.
AGAAGACACGAGACGAGAGAGAGGGGAAGAGGUGCUCCACCGCAGGAAGGAAACCCAAUCCACCCAUCGAUCCGGUUGCGGCGGCGGCGCGGCGUGGUAACUACUAGCGACUAUGGUGGUGGAGGAGAUCACCGAGGGCGUGAAGAACAUCAGCGUCGCCGGGGACGCGGCGGCGUCAGGCGGCGCCGCCGGCGGAGAGGGGCAGAAGAGGGGCGGCAGCAGCAGCAACCGCAUCCAGGUGUCCAACACCAAGAAGCCCCUCUUCUUCUACGUCAACCUCGCCAAGAGGUAUAUGCAGCAGCACGGCGAUGUUGAGCUCUCCGCGCUCGGAAUGGCCAUUGCGACAGUUGUGACUGUGGCGGAGAUUCUGAAAAACAACGGGUUUGCUGUUGAAAAGAAGAUUAGAACAUCUACUGUAGAAAUAAACGAUGAAUCGAGAGGGCGCCCAUUCCAAAAGGCCAAGAUUGAGAUAGUGUUGGGAAAGAGCGAGAAAUUUGACGAGCUGAUGGCCGCUGCUGCGGAAGAGAGGGGAGAAGUGGAAGACGGUGAAGAGCAGGCUUAAUAAAGAGCUCUAGCGACAAGCAUCUGUUGUUGUGCUCUGUUAGUGUUUAAUACCGCGUGCAUUAGAGAUGGCACGCUUUCUUGUUUGACUGCAUUCCCAUGGGAGUGCCAGCGAGCUCAUCGACUGAUGUAUGAUGAUUUCCUCACAUUUUGGACAGCCAGUUUAUUUCUUUGGCUUUGUUUGUGUUGCUAGUUGAAUGUUCUUGAAAA